AUGAAUAAUAUUAAUAAUGUGGGUAGAGUGUUGGCUUUUGAGGAUAACGAGGUGGCAGCCGCGGCCGUGUGGGUGCAAUCGGCUGGUGGAAGUGAACGGCGGCAGGCAGAGGGGCGUGUGAGGUGCUGCGGCGCGUCGGCAUCGUCGGCGGCGGAAGGACUGGUGGGAGUGGACGGCGGCGGGCUGGGACUGUGUAGACGCGUAGCGGCGGUGGCGGAGGGACACGACGGCUGUUUGGUGCGAGCUCAGGGUCGCCGCCUCCGGCAGGAGCGUAGUGGGAGGUUGACCGGUGGUGGUGGACGAGCAGUGGCGGACAAGCGACUGACCGGCUGUGGGGUCCCACAGCCCUUAUUUUUUGUAUCUGUUGCGUUCGACCCCUCCCAUCGUCUUCAUCCUCUCAAUCUCAUCUCUCCCCUCGCCGUCAUCUCCUUCACCAUCACCGCAGGCCACCAGCGCGCCAUUACCAACGCAGCGUCAUCGCCAUCGCCUUCAUCAUCUGGUCGCGCCACCAUCUCCGAGCACCCUCCUCCGCUGCCUGCAAGCAUCUCCGCCGCGAGCCUCUGCCUCGCCACCGCGGACCAGCAGAGACCUCGACGGACGCCGACGACUCCCUUCACGCGAAAUCCGCCGCGGACUGCCAUCCUCCGCCGCCUUCUUAGUCGCAGCAAGACGCCGCGACCAGCCCGAUUCUGGCGAGCCCUUCAUCUUCACGAGCUUCCCUGUCCGCAGGACGCCUCACCGAGCGGACCUGCAACUCGUCACGCCGCGGCCAACCACCUCGUCACGCCGCGACCAGCGACCCAGACACGCCGUGACUCCUCUGCCGCGAACAGGAAACGGGUCGACCAACCACCACGAGGCUGCCUUCCUCGCCGGCGUAAAUCACAACACCUGGACUCGCCGGCGACAACUGAGUCCUGGCGAUCUGAAGUUUCAACCAACCGACGACUCACGAGCAGCAGCGACGAGCACUUUUGUGGGGCUCAGCCAUCGUCCUCCGUUCAUCUUUUGCACGAGCGGUUGUUGGUCCGUUAA
This is a messenger RNA of Striga asiatica, 1035 nucleotides long. Lineage: Eukaryota; Viridiplantae; Streptophyta; Magnoliopsida; Lamiales; Orobanchaceae. The record is from the annotation of a GenBank genome assembly.